AUGGAUUCCGGGAGCCAAGAUGAAAUCGAGGAUUUGUCAUCUUUAUCUCCUCCUCCAGUGGGUCCCAUGCACAUAACAGGCAAUAAUGGGUUUGUUCAUAACUUGGAUUUGAUGGCUGCUCAGACUUACCUUAGAAACAGAUCAAGCUCUCAGAUCGAUAUCCAAGAUGACGCCUCCCCUAUCAAAGAUCGUCCACUUCCCAUUUUCCUAAAGUUUGAAGAUAUAGAGUUUAAGGUGAAAGUGAGCAAGGCGACACCUGGGAAUCCAGUGAAGGCGGUGAUGUCGAAGGUGGUUUUGCAGGGGAAGAGUGAAGAAGAAAACAAUUAUAAGCAGAUAUUGAAAGGUAUAACUGGAAGCCUUGGCCCCGGUGAAAUCCUUGCUUUGAUGGGUCCUUCUGGUAGUGGAAAAACAACGCUAUUAAAGGUGAUAGGUGGGAGAUUAGGAGAAAACGUCAAGGGAACUGUCACUUAUAAUGAUGUUCCCUACAGCCCAGCUCUUAAAAGAAGGAUUGGAUUUGUGACACAAGAUGACGUGCUCUACCCGCAGUUAACAGUGGAGGAAACUUUGAUUUUCGCUGCAUUUUUAAGACUUUCGGGCAGCAUGAGCCAAAGGCAGAAAUACGAAAGAGUGGAGGUGAUUCUUAAGGAAUUAGGACUUGAAAGAUGUCGUAAGACACGAGUAGGAGGAGGAUUUAUUAGUGGCAUUUCGGGGGGUGAAAGGAAACGUACGAGCAUAGGAUACGAGAUCCUCGUUGAUCCUUCACUUUUGUUGCUUGAUGAACCAACUUCAGGCCUUGAUUCAACAUCAGCAAAUAAACUUAUACAGAUUCUCAGAGAAAAUGCCAAGGCAGGGAGGACAAUCAUCACAACAAUCCACCAACCAUCAAGUAAAAUGUUUCACAUGUUUGACAAAAUCUUAUUGAUAUCAGAAGGCCAUCCUAUGUACUAUGGAAAGGCAAGAGAAUCAAUGAGCUAUUUUUCAUCUCUAAGGUUCAUCCCCGAUAUACCCAUGAACCCCGCGGAGUUUUUGCUAGAUCUAGCAACCGGUCAAGUAAAUGACAUUACUGCCCCUGACGAUAUCGUGACUCCUAAAGGCACUAGUGAAUACGAGAAGGCCGUCAUCAAAUAUGUUCAAAACAGGUAUAAAAGUGAACUGGAGACGAAAGAGAAAGAAGCACAUCAUAGAACAGGGAAGGCACCAGAACAUCUUAGAUUAGCGAUUCAAGUGAAGAAAGAUUGGACGAUAAGUUGGUGGGAUCAGUUUUUGAUAUUGUUCAAGAGAACAUACAGAGAAAGGUGGAGAGAUUACUUUGAUAUGCUAAGAAUAGUUCAAUCUCUUGGAGUUGCAGUCUUGUUAGGGCUUCUAUGGUGGAAAUCUAGCUUUGCCACCGAGGCUCACCUUAGAGAUCAGAUUGGGUUGUUGUUCUAUGUGUGCAUUUUCUGGACAUCUUCAUCGAUAUUUGGAGCGGUGUAUGUGUUCCCAUUUGAGAAGUUCUUUCUGGUGAAAGAAAGAAAGGCUGAUAUGUAUAGGCUGAGCGCCUACUAUGCGUGCAGCACUUUGUGUGACAUGAUCGCUCACGUUACUUACCCAACUGUUUUCAUGUCCAUUCUUUAUUUCAUGGUUGGAUUCAAGAAAACCCUGCAAUGCUUCUUCAUGACAUUGGCAGCAGUCUUAUUAAUAGCCAUAACAAGCCAAGGUGCAGGAGAAAUGUUUGGUGCUGCAGUGAUGAGCAUUAGAAGGGCAGGAAUGGUUGCUUCUUUAAUACUCAUGUUGUUUCUUCUAACAGGCGGUUACUAUGUUCAGCAUAUACCAAAAUUUAUGCAGUGGAUGAAGUACAUAUCAUUCAUGUACCAUGGAUUCAGGCUGCUAAUGAAAGUACAGUACUCGGGUGAUGAUUUAUACGAGUGUGAAAGCAUCGGGGGAUGCAAGUCACUGCAAACUUCACCCUCUUUUGAUACAGUCAACUUAAAAGGAGGCUGGAAAGAAGUUUGGAUACUGCUAGGAAUGGGUCUCGUGUAUCGUGUCAUGGCUUAUAUUUGUCUUCGUCAAAAGAUUAGCCUAAUUAAUCUUUGAUUAAUACCUCAAAUAAGAUUUCAUUAAGCAUCCAUUACCAUUUUGUUGUAUGACUAAUCACACAAGUUACAUAUACAUCUACUUUCACAAGUGAGAACCCAUGUCCUUUAUGGGCCUUAUAAAAUGGAUACAUAUAUCUAGUACCUCCCCUCAAGUUUUGGGAUACUUCACUUCA
Molecule: messenger RNA, 2248 nt
Organism: Lactuca sativa (garden lettuce)
Lineage: Eukaryota; Viridiplantae; Streptophyta; Magnoliopsida; Asterales; Asteraceae
Gene: ABCG26
Product: ABC-2 type transporter family protein
Biological process (GO): transmembrane transport
Cellular component (GO): membrane
Molecular function (GO): ATP binding; ATP hydrolysis activity; ABC-type transporter activity
Source: RefSeq, a predicted model, not a curated record